UGAGGCCAAGCAUUUGGCUUUGCAGCAUCAAACGGGUUGCUUGCUGCUGUAUUACUUUAUUACGUCGAGCACUUCACUCCAGCCAACCCUAAGUGGGAGGUAGGCAAGCGCGCGUGCAACGUAACGGAAGGCAGCGUGUGGAGCCUGAGCGCCUGGCCACGCGUCAACGACACAGCAGUCGCGGACACCUCGGACUGCAAGGAAGUUUGAUUGCUGGGUCGUGAGGGCCAGACCUCCAUCAUGGCGCUGUCAACGAACCAGCAGCUGCUGUAUGCGGACGGGUGCGACUACGAGGCGGGGGCAGUGGACAUCGUGGCUAGCCUGGAUGUGCGGCUGGGCGGAGCAGGUGGAUCAGGUGGAGCAGGGGGCGACCCGGCACGUAAGGCGCUGCAGGAGGUGGCGGGGCAGAAGAAGGGCAUCCUGCGGCGCCUGCUCACCAAAUUCAAGAAAAAGUUUACAAGCGGUUUCGGCGACAAGCCGGCACCGCAGGCCGGCGGGAGCUCUGCAAGCGGCGGUGGCGGCGGCGCUGUGAGCCUGUACCCCAUCAAGCUGCCGGCCUCGCCGCCUCGCCUAGGUCUGCUGCGGUCGCCGGGGCGGCGGACGGUGGCUGCGGCUGCAGCAGGUCAGCUACUGCCGCCCUGGAAGCAGCAGCAGCAACAACAGCAGCAAGAGCCCAAUGCCAAUGCCAGUACCAACAGCGGCUCGGCUGCAGCCUCCGCCAACACAACCAGUGGCAGCGGUCAUGGAGCCACACCAGUACUGGCGACGCCGAGGGAUGGCAGCUGGCAGUCCACUGCUGGCGCUGGCGGGGCUGGGGGCAGGAGCAGCGGCGGAAGCGGGUCCGCCGCCGCCAUGCCGACACCGCCCCGCAGCCCCGGGGCCCUGGCGGCACGUGCGCGGCCGCUAAUCCACACCACCAGCAACAACACGCGCGGAACAGAAGCAGCGCUGGCCCCGCAACCAUAUCCACCGCUCACCUGCCAGCCGACACCAUCGUCGCCGGCGGCGCGGUUCAGCCGUCCCGGCUACUUGGCGGCAGAGGCCGCAGAGGGCGUGCGGCACCGCGGCGGCGCCAGUGUAGCUGGCGGCGGCGGCGGCUCCGCUGCGGCCUACGCCGCCAGCCCCGCCGACCCUGCAGAGAUGGGUGUUGCCGUGCGUCGUGGAGGGACGGUAGGAGGAGGCGUGAAUGGAGGCGCUGACAACCUGCAGCACCAGGAUUCGGAGCCGAUGCUGUUCUCCGAGGUGUUGCUGUCCGAGGUACCGCGCGCCGCACUGCCAGCCGCAUACCACCAGCCGCCGCCGCAGGAGCACGGCCACCACCACCAGCAGCAGCAGCACCCACAGCAGCGCCCUCAGCAGGGCACGCAGCAGGCCUCGCAGCAGGGGUGGUGUCAGCAGCAGCCGGGCGCUGAGGCAGCAGCAGGGUGGCAGGCGCCGGCGGCCGGGGACGAGGGCGUGGCGGCACCCGGGGCGCCCAUACCGUCGCACCGCGCGCGGUAUGCCGCCGACCAUGGUGGCGGCGGCAGCCAGCCGCAGCAGCACUAUCCGCCGCAGCACUACCCGCUGCAGCAGCGGCAAGGGCUGCAGCAGCAGUCGCAACCUCACAGCCGCUCAGCCGCACCGCCACACCGCCAGCCGCCACCGCCACUGCCCCCGCGUGGCGCCGCCGGGCCCAGCAGCACCAGCAGCAGCAGCAGGCAGCCGCCGUACCCCGCGGCGGCACCGCACGCCCACACCCGAGCCGACAGCUACCCAGACGGCACCACAGUCUCGACCUCCUACCCCUACCCCCAUCCCCGACCGCCGUACGACGAUCAGCGCACUGAGUACUAUGACAACGGCGGCGGCAGUGACACGGAGUCCCAGUUCUCUCAGGCCACCACCAGCGCCCUCACCGCCUUCACCGCCGCCCCCAGCGCCAGCGCCCUGUCCACCACCACCACCACAGCGGCGGGAGGCGGCGGCGGCGGCAACGGCCUGAUUGCGGGCCAGGUGCGGGAGCUGGUGGGCGCCCUGGAGGCGGAGCUGGCGGCGGUGGCGGCGGCGCGGGAGAAGCACGAGCUGAGGCUCAAGCUGGUGGGCUCCCUGCUGGACAUGAUGCCGCCCGGGGGAGGGGGAGGAGAGGGCGGGGGAGGUGGGGGUGGGGAUGGAGGAGGCACACCUGGCACCGGCACAGGUGCCGGCGCCGGCACGCCCCACCCAUCACUGGCUGACGCCGAAACCCACAGCGUCAGCAACCGCCUAGGAGAUGACAACGAGGACGACCAAGAGGAGGGAGGCCUGCAGCGGCAGCACCAGGGGCCGCGGCGGAUGCGGCCCUUCCCGCCGCCGCCACCCAGUAGCGGUGGCAGCAGCAGCGCAGGCGGCCUGCUGGGCGGUGGUGCUGCUGCUGCGGCCGCUGGCGGCGGCGGCGGCUCACUGGCUGGGCGGCUGGGCGGAGAGCGCGGUCGGCUGCUGACGGAGCUGGCGGUGCUGGGGUACCGGGCGGCGCUGCUGGGCUUUGCGCGGCAGGAGUGGACCAAGGUGCUGGGCGUGCUGGCGGGCGUGCGCGUGUCGCGGCGCCAGGCGGGCCCGCUGCAGGCCAUCCUGUUCUCAGACACCCUGUCCCGCAUACGGGCCUUCCAGCGGGCGCAGGCGCGGCGGGCGGCGGCCGAGGGUAUCGAGCUGCCGCGGGUUGGCCGGAUGUCACAACCAUCAGAGGCAGGCAUUGACAGCUACGCAGCAGCAGGGGGCAGGGUUGCAGGCGGAGGCGCAGGCGCCGCCUCCACCUCGUCAUCCCGGCGCACACAGCAGCAGCAGCGGCACUCCCACUCCUCCCUCUCCCAGCAGCAUCUGACGCGCUCGGCCCUGGCUGCUGCCACCGCCGCCAGUGCUGGCCCGCCGCGGCGGCACCAACCCCAGUCCCAGCCUCACCGCAACCACCCGUACCCCCAGCAGUACCAGCAGCAGUGGUACCCACCGGACGAUCAGCAGGACGAGCAGGUGCACGUGUCGGCGGCCUCCACCACCGCCGCGAUGCCGCUGCGUGCACAGCUACUGCGGGGCCAGCAGCAGCAGCCGCAGUGGGGCCGGCAGCCACUGGCGCUGUCGCAGGUGCCGCUGCCGCCGCCGCGAGGCUACAGUAGCUCCCAGAGCAAUGUGGUGGUGGGUGCAGCCGGCAGCCUGCGCUCGGCAAGCAGCAGCCGCCACGGCGGCUCCAGCUCCGCCGCCAUCAGCAGGCGGCAGCAGCAGCAUGGGCCGCUGCCACCACCCGCGGGAGGUGCUGGGGGCGGCGGCAGCGGCGGGGUGCAGGGCGGCCAGCAGGCGCCACAGCCGCCGCUGUCGGCCAGCGCUGGCGGAGGCGCUGCUGCUGUGGGCCGCCGGCCGCCACAGCAGCGGCCUCAUCAGCAUCAGGACACGCACCGCCAGCAGCAGCAGCACCAGGAGUACCCGCACCCGUACCCGCUUCCUGGUGCCGGCUCCCACCGGGCGCGGGAGUCGCCUGCUGCGCCAAUGCCGUACGCCUUACAAGAACAGGAGGCAUUGGACUACGGCCCGUUCGGUGGCCAGUACGGCCAUGACCACCACAGCGGCGGGUUCCAAGAGCUCCCAGAUGUGGCCCUGACGGCGGGCGGCGGCCACCUGCAGCAGCUGGCGCCCAUACGCGAGGAUGACAGCGGCGCCUCCUCCUCCCUGUCGCACCUGUCACACCUACCGCACGCCGUGUCGGGGGAGGCGCACCCGCCGGACAGGCGACCAGCCGCUUCAGGGGCACGGCAGCAGCAUCAGCAGCACCAGCAGCUGUGGACGCCGCCCCAACACCAACAGCGGCUGCAGGCGCACACGGGGAUGCAGCAGGCGCACGUGUCACAGCGCCCCUAUGCACUGGCGGAGCGGCCCACCAGCACCAGCACCGCCAGCACCCGCAGCCGCCGCAGGCCGGCCGGUCUUCAUAAGGCGUAUGCUGGCGCCAGCGGCGGCACUGACGGCGACAGACAGCGGCGCGCGGGAGGUGGCGGGUGGCCCCAGCAGCAACAGCCGCCGCAGCAGCAGAGCAUGACCGUGCCCUUGGGGUCGGCUGGGGCAUACGGUGCCGACUACCCAGCAGUAGAUGAAGCGGCACAGACUGUGGAGGCGGAGGCGGGGGCUGGUGACUCCGACGUCGAUUCGUCUUCCUCGGAGGAGAUGUACCGCUCAGUGGCCUCACUGGCGCGGCACCUGCCCGCGCAGCUGCUGGCCGCGGCGGCGGCGGCGGCGGCUGGCGGCGGCGGCGGCACGGGGCCAGGGGCCACCUACCCGGCCGGCGGCCGGGAAGGAGCCGGGGAGGGAUACCGGCACGAAGGGGAAGGCGGCGAGGGUGGUGAGGAUGGCGAGGAGGGAGGUGAUGAUGUUGAUGAUGAUGACAAUGACUCGCUGGAGUCAGCUUUUAUCAGCCGAUGCCUCACCGCCACACGCACCAGCCUGGACAUACGCGGGCUCGGGGUCGGGGUCGGGGGAGCAGGAGGAGCAGGAGGAGGAGGAGGAGCUGUGCGGCAUUGGCAGGCGGUCGCCGCUUUUGCCGGCGGCGGCGGCAGUGGCUCUGCACCGCCGCUUAUCCCCGCGCCUACCCAGCAGCAGCACCCCCACCACGCGCCUCAGCAGCUACAGCCUGGCGCAGCGCCGGGGGCUGCUGUCUACGGCGGCAACAGCGGCGGUGGCGGUGGCUGUGUGGGUCUGACUGCCGGCGCCAACAGCGCGGCGGCUGUGGCGGGCACUCCCAGCGGCCCGGAGGGGUAUGCGCAGCACCAGCACCAGCAGGAGCCGGGGAUGGGCCGUGGAGGCGGCAGAGGCGGUGGGGGAGGGGGAUGGGGAGCAGCGAGCGCAGUGCGUGAUGAUGUGGGGGGCGAGUAUGGCACACUGGAGUGGGGGGACACGGCAGCAGCGGCAGGUGGGGGUGAUCGUGAGGGCUACUUUGAGGUGGUGGCCACAGCCGCCUCCUGCGCCUUCAGCGACAGUGCGCCAGGCCACAGCACUGGCGGCGGCGGCGGUGGCAGCACGCAGCAGCCUUACCAGCAGCCGCGCUGAGGGAAGCGAGUCAGCACUGGCAGGUGCAGUGGAGUGCCAUUGAGUGCCAUGGAGUGGCAUCAGCCUUUCAAGAGUGCAUGUGUGUGUAUGUGUGUGUGUGUGUGUGUGUGUGUUAAAGAGCACAAGGAAAACAUAGCGCAAAAACGUGUGUGUGUGCGCGCGUGUGUGUGUGCGCGCUGAGAAGCGCAAGCGGGCCGUGCAUGUGACGCGAGUGCGGGAUACGCGGCCACGGGCCCUCAGGCUUUUGGUGAUAAGGCCCGGACCGACAAGUGUUCCCCGGUCACGGGAAAAGGGGCUGAGCCCCUCCACAGUCUGAGGCCGAACAACCUCAUCGCCCGGACAUAGCCGGGGUCGGUUUCCACAGGCACAUAGCCAAAACAGGUGCCUAGCAAUCGCGAUGCCACAGCAGUGCCAACCGCAGCCAGACCGGACCGAAAACUAGCACGAGUACUGCUGAUGGGAGGCCACGGUGUGUCAGGCCACACCCCGCCAGCACUGGCGCGCGUGUGCAACGCGUUACGUACGACUGAAGCUGUGGCCGUAGGGCCGGCGUGGGCGCUGAUGGUGCCCCAGGGGCGGGCCGGGGCUGACAGCAGCUGCACUGCUUGCUGUCGCGUAGUUGUGAUGGGGUCGUCUGGGUGUGGCCUGGAUGGAUAUAUAGGUG
Chlamydomonas reinhardtii is the source of this 5707-nucleotide messenger RNA. RefSeq lists its product as uncharacterized. The transcript is spliced from 7 exons. Lineage: Eukaryota; Viridiplantae; Chlorophyta; Chlorophyceae; Chlamydomonadales; Chlamydomonadaceae. The coding region runs from base 241 to 5043 and encodes 1600 amino acids. The record is from RefSeq and is a predicted model, not a curated record. Gene Ontology annotation, molecular function: transcription cis-regulatory region binding; nuclear receptor activity. Gene Ontology annotation, biological process: regulation of transcription by RNA polymerase II. Gene Ontology annotation, cellular component: nucleus; aryl hydrocarbon receptor complex.